Messenger RNA from Fusarium coffeatum, 1512 nucleotides. RefSeq lists its product as uncharacterized. Lineage: Eukaryota; Fungi; Ascomycota; Sordariomycetes; Hypocreales; Nectriaceae. The record is from RefSeq and is a predicted model, not a curated record. The coding region runs from base 1 to 1512 and encodes 503 amino acids. The transcript has a single exon.
AUGUUGUCUUCUGCCGCUCAAGAAUCCUCGCAACCGACCAAGACCCAUCCUCACAAACCGCCUCGACAUCACGCCGCCGCAUCCACGGCGUCGGCCCCGGUUCUCAGCAAACCUCGCCGGCACUCUCUCCAAUUCUCUUUUCCUCCUCUGUUCCAGUCCAACACAUCGUCAACAAGUCUUGUACCUUCAACUGCUGAAGGAAAGCCUAUACCUGUGGACAAUUCCACAGCUGAACAUCGAACUUCAGCUCUGCGUGAGCUAAGUUCCAAUUUUCCGACUCGUCACCGAUACACACAAUCUACCGGCGCACAGAGCAGUACUUACUCACAGCCUGUGAUUGUCCGAAGCUACUACGCCCCCGUACCAUCACAACCAGCCGACAGAGGUGUCAUCGUCGUCAACGGCCGAAGACAUCGUCCAGCACUGUCUGAGAGUAGCGGCCCAUCGGCUCUUGUAAGGCGUGUUCUUCCAUUUGGCUCGGGUGCAGCGCCAUCCAGGAAUGGAAUGCUAGGAACAAUGGCGCGAAAUCGUACGAAGAAACGAUUGGAGAACGAACCGGAGGAGCCAAAGCUUCCAUCAGUUGAUGCUUUUCGUUUUAAGAGUUUUAUGGCCAACUUGGAAGAACAAAGUGGCGGCACAGAUAUCAAUGCUGACCUGGACCGAAUCGCUGAGAUUUGUGCUAAGUCGCGGUAUUCUCUUAGCAAUCAGUAUGAGGUUCAUUAUGCUCCCCAUGGCUCAGGCUCGGCAUUCCUGUCUGGAGGUGUUGAAAGUCAAGAAGCUCAAGGCCCCACACUUCAAGCGGUGUCAUCGGAUGAUGAGAGGAACAUCAAACGAUCUAGAAAGCGACCGAUGGGGGUUAGGAGGAACAGCAGAGCUAUGGGGACACUGGAAACCAUAAUGUCCUCUAGCAGAUCGUCAGACGAGGAUAAAUCCAAAAAGAAGUCUGCCGCAGAGAUUGCCGAUGAGGUUCGAGGCAGGGCUACCCAGAAAGGAUCCAGCAGACAUGGAUCAUUAUCCCCAUCUGAUGACGGGGCUGUCGAGCAUGCGAUUUCACAAGAAGAGUUCACCCAAAGAACUCCUCGACAAAGAAGGUCCGGCUCACUGGCCCUUAUUGAUGGUACUCGGCUGAGCAUGAACUUGAACGAUGUGGACACAACUCGAACUUCAGCUGCUGGUCUCGUGAGCGAACCCGCUCUGCCACAGACAUCAAGCAGCCAACUCGAAAUCCGGACAGCUCCAGAGACGACAAACAAAGAACAGGUUCCCACAGUUCCCAAGAAGAAACCUGCGAUUGCCGAAGGACUCGACCGACCAGUCGCCCUUGGUUCCAUGUCUUCUACUGAAGCUCCCUACACAAAGGGUAACUUUAUAUCUACGCUCAGUGGAUGGAUGAGCUGGCGUACCUCUAAUUCUUUGCCAAUAGCUCAAGGCCGCGCAGAGGGCAGCCUUCGUGAACUCCUUAAGAGUAGAGAUAUCAAAGGAAAAGGCAUCGAAUCAGCAGCGUACCAAUGA